Messenger RNA from Physella acuta, 627 nucleotides. Its product is annotated as anaphase-promoting complex subunit 10-like. The record is from RefSeq and is a predicted model, not a curated record. Lineage: Eukaryota; Metazoa; Mollusca; Gastropoda; Physidae. Gene Ontology annotation, cellular component: anaphase-promoting complex. Gene Ontology annotation, biological process: anaphase-promoting complex-dependent catabolic process; protein K11-linked ubiquitination.
AUGGCGGCAAGAAAUAUUGUCAAUGAUGCUCAAACUGUUGAUAUUUUCAAUGAUGAGAGAGAUGGAAAAUUGAGGGAAGUUGGAAACCAAGCAGUUUGGUCUCUUUCAUCAUUUAAACCAGGUUUUGGUGUUGAUCAGCUUCGUGAUGAAUCUAAUAAAACAUACUGGCAAUCUGAUGGUCCACAACCUCAUACAGUUAGUAUUCAAUUCAGGAGGAAAACUGCCAUCCAAGAUGUCUGUCUUUAUGCAGAUUACAAGUCAGAUGAAAGCUACACACCAAAUAGAUUGUCUAUAAGGGCAGGUAAUCAUGGCAAUGACUCGUGUGAAAUUGAACAGGUAGAGUUAUGUGAACCAACAGGCUGGGUGUGUAUUCCUCUAAAAGAUGUUCAUGACAAACCAAUAUGAACAUUCAUGAUUCAAAUUGCAGUCUUGAGUAACCACCAAAAUGGACGGGAUACACAUAUAAGAAGAUUUAAGAUCAGGUCACCAAUAAAUUAUGGAGCUGUGCCAAAUUCAAAUAAUUCGGCUUUAAGUAAUUUGUUGUAUACGAUUAGGUGAAAAGCAAGUCAGUCAAAGAUAGUUGUAUAGAUUAUUUAAAGGCAUUUUUCAGUGACUACUUUUUUGCAA